AAGGCAGGAUGAUAAACAGUAGCGUAUUUGAACAUGUAUUCAGGAUGUAGAUAGCAGUGUCCCUUGUCAAUAUGUGUAGAUACUGCAAUCGUUCCGUUAAUAUAGAUAUGAAAGUGUGAAGAAUUCCUUGGAUCUAAAACGCAGAAUACUUGUACUUCAUACAAGGAAAUGAUCCCGAUAUUAGAUGGAGGAGGUGGCUAGCAGAAGACGUAAAACUCAAGAGCAUUGUACAGAACAGCAAAACGCUAAGCGAUCAGCAAUCUACGUCGAACAUCACGGACCCUGUUCUCGGUCGGACUCGGAUGGUCACCAACCUCGAAGCAGUUACAAGCGUUCCGGUGUGUACAUGGACGACGCGGAUGAACGGAGGCCACUACUGAGCAAGGAGGAACUUGCGGAGCAGAUAGAAGACUGCCACAGGCGUAUCAUAGAGAGGGAGCAGGAGUACGAACGGAGGGCAGAAAAUCUAGAGGAUGCCGCCGCACAGUUUGAAAAGAUUCCACCGCGAAGUGAGUGCGCGUGUUGUAAACGGUGCUGCACUAUCUUAUAAACUGUACACUAGUAUGAGAAGUCGUUGUUUACGACAAUAAUAUUGAGAAAGAACUACACAAUGAAAUAGCUUCCGGACACCAGCUGUUGUUUCAAGGGGAAUCCACUUCAAACGUAUAUGUAUUUCCGGACAUAGCUACAUGUACAGUGUACAGAUCUCACCGGACAUCAUAUUAACUACAAAUGUUGCAGAUAUAUAUAUACAAAUAACUUAUUCUUGAAUCGCCAUGUUUAAGCCUAUGACUUAGAAUACAUUGUGACAUUAUGAUUAUAUGUAUAGCAGUAAUAACACAAAAACAUGACAAACUGA
Mya arenaria is the source of this 859-nucleotide messenger RNA. RefSeq lists its product as uncharacterized. The transcript has 4 exons. The coding region runs from base 185 to 550 and encodes 121 amino acids. NCBI's taxonomy places the organism in Eukaryota, Metazoa, Mollusca, Bivalvia, Myida, Myidae. The record is from RefSeq and is a predicted model, not a curated record.